Molecule: messenger RNA, 1740 nt
Organism: Vittaforma corneae ATCC 50505
Lineage: Eukaryota; Fungi; Microsporidia; Nosematidae
Exons: 1
Coding region: 1-1740 (579 amino acids)
Source: RefSeq, a predicted model, not a curated record
AUGCAACCAUUGAGUAGGGCAAUCGACAUUGUUGUUGACUCUAUCUUUUUCUUUAGUUUUUCUAUUUCAAGGAACUCUUUAAAUGUCCUCUCGAAGGAGUCUUUGAAUUCUUGGAACAGUGCUCUUCCAGCUGUGUCAUUCCCUUGGAGUGAAGUACUUUUAAGUGAAUCUAAACAUUCUGCCCAUAAAAAUUUGAUGGAAGAUCGAAUUGCUCAGAUGCUAAUAGGACAUAAUCCUCCAUUUCUAGUCAAAAAUUUAAUAAAGCAUACUCGUAUAGCAUGUAAAAAUCCAAUAGAAUCGGAAUGUUCAUACUUUUGCAUUCAGGACAAUGAAUUAACUAGAGAAAUGUCCAUUAAAGCAUUUAUACACAAUAGAAACACAACCAUUUCAAGAACAAUUAGAAUGAAUGAACCCAUUGUAACAUUUAGUUGUUUUGAUGAAAUACAUUUAUUUUUAUAUUACAUUCCUAAUCAAAACCUACAAAUUCAAGCUAUAAAUGAAAAUCAAGAUCAAGAAGGAGAAACGACCAAUAAUAUUACCUCAUUCAAGAAAGACAAUAAAUGCCACGUUUUCUACACAAAAAUAAAUUGCUGCAGAAACUGGGACAGAAAACAGCUUAAGGCUGUUGAGCUAGAUUUUAUAAGCAGAUCCAAUAAUUAUAUUAAUAUUCCAAUAUCUAUAUCAAAUGCAAGAAAACCGAAUGAUUGUCACUAUAAUGUAUGUCAGGAAACAAGUAGCAAUACUUACACAAUACUAAUGGAAUCCCAGUGUAUAAUAUUUCCAUGUUUUCAAUGUCCUUUGUGUUUUAGGUUAUUUAGGAAUCCAAGUGUUAUGAAAUAUCAUAUAAACUAUUUACAUAUUAAUUAUGAACUAGGGAGAGAAGGCAAAAACAUUUCUUUAAAGAAAAUCCAAGAGAAUGUAUUUGCAAAUUCCCAUCCAAUAGAAUCCGACACAGACACGCAUCCAUCAAUGCAUGGGAUAGAAUUUUAUAGUAAGACCUUUUUUGAUGAGUACACAUCGAGUGGGGAAGAUUCGGUAAAAAAUUACAUAGACUUCUAUGCUGAUAUUUGUAUUGAAAGUGAAAGUAAAGGAAACUACAAUGUAAAUAAGAAGACAAGCUCGCCAAUAAAGGACACGGUGGGAAAUCUUGUGAAUGACAAGGUUAAAUGCAAGAAUUAUUUAACAGAAAGAUUACUUGUCAUUGCAAUCUUUAAUGCAAAGUAUACUGGCAAGAAAGAGGGCAUUACAGCGUAUUUAUUACAGUUAAAACCAUUAUCUAAAGAAACGAAAGGCCAAAAACAGUUUAAACCCAUUCCAAACUUUUUCUUAACACCGAUAUUUGAAGACACAGUAUUUUUAAAUCAAAAAUAUUUAAAGAAAACAACAAUAUCGUUUAUGAGGAAAAGAAAAACUAAACUUCUGGAAUACUGUCUACAAAACUAUGGAUUGCUGAUUGAGAGGGAAUUUGAUACUCUUAAUUAUUCUAGUAUGCUUUCAAAACAUUUGAAUUUGAGAAUAAAAGAGCAUUUGUUUACAUUAGCACUAAGUCCUAAAAUGUACAAGCUAAUGAAAGCAUGGAAUAGUGUUUAUAUUGAGAAUUUGAAUCUUGAAAAGGCGCUUUAUGAAAUUGUUUCAAGCUAUGGAAUGAUUGAUGAAAUCAUUGAGUUUAUUGAGCUUUUGUACACCAGGGGAUUGCUAAAUAGUGAAGAAAUAAUGAAAAUACUAAAUAAGAUACAGUAG